This is a messenger RNA of Emys orbicularis (European pond turtle), 738 nucleotides long. RefSeq names its product superoxide dismutase 3 (gene SOD3). The transcript has a single exon. Lineage: Eukaryota; Metazoa; Chordata; Testudines; Emydidae. The coding region runs from base 1 to 738 and encodes 245 amino acids. Gene Ontology annotation, biological process: superoxide metabolic process. Gene Ontology annotation, molecular function: copper ion binding. The record is from RefSeq and is a predicted model, not a curated record.
AUGUUUCUGUUCCUUUACCUGGUCAUCAGCCUGGGCCUCUCUGCAUCUGGUGUUGUGAGGGGAGAAGGUGAGGCUGAUUCCAAUGGAGACAGCCCACUUCAAGACAUACAGAAAAAAGUGAAUGACCUGUGGCAGAAUUUACUCUACCCACAGUUCAUCAAUGAGACGACUAACCGGAUAGGUUAUGCCACUUGUGAAGUCAAGCCCAGCUCCAAUCUAGAUGCUGACAAGCCACAGGUGACAGGCCAAGUCUUGUUCAGACAGUCCUACCCAAAUGGAAAACUAGAGGCUCUCUUUGACUUGAAUGGGUUUCCGUCAGGCAGCAAUCAGUCUGGCAGAGCUAUUCACAUCCAUAAGCUCGGAGACCUCAGCAACAGCUGUGACUCUACUGGGGGGCACUAUAACCCUUUCAACGUGAACCACCCUCGCCAUCCAGGGGAUUUUGGCAACUUCUACUCUAAAGAAGGCAAAAUUAGAAAAUACAAGCCAAAUCUGCUCGCCACUCUGUUUGGCCCCUACUCCAUCAUGGGGAGAUCCAUUGUGAUCCAUGAGCAGGAAGAUGACAUGGGCAAGGGUAACAAUAAAGCCAGUUUGGAGAAUGGAAACGCUGGCAGACGUCUAGCUUGCUGUGUCAUUGGGAUAUGCAACAAGAAUUUAUGGGAGCAAAAGUUUCCUGACAUUACAGAGAGGAGGAAGAAGAGGAUCACAAAUGAGCACAAAACAACCAGGCCUAACUAA